Messenger RNA from Ectocarpus sp. CCAP 1310/34, 327 nucleotides. The record is from the annotation of a GenBank genome assembly. NCBI's taxonomy places the organism in Eukaryota, Phaeophyceae, Ectocarpales, Ectocarpaceae.
AUGGCAGCGAGCUACACCACGCCCGUCGACGGCUCCGUCAUUUUCGCAACCUCCAUCAGCACAUCGCCCCGGGAUAAAGUAGGGCAGGUGACCGGUCCUAUCCCAAAGGAGCGGAGGACCCUCCUCGCUGCCAUCGAGCGGCUGGCGGGAAAGGUCCACGUGAUGCGUUCAGAAAUCUUCGCUGAGAGUGAGGAGAAGAAGGCUUUGUGCGAGGGCCGCGGACUUCACAAGUCCAUGGUGGCCACCGUCGUGGGCCUGUUGUCGUCUGGCAAGCACGGCUUCCUCCCCCGGCGAGCGCGUGAGCACCCGGAGGUCCACCUGGGGUAG